This is a messenger RNA of Plasmopara halstedii, 165 nucleotides long. RefSeq lists its product as uncharacterized. The coding region runs from base 1 to 165 and encodes 54 amino acids. Lineage: Eukaryota; Oomycota; Peronosporomycetes; Peronosporales; Peronosporaceae. The transcript is spliced from 2 exons. The record is from RefSeq and is a predicted model, not a curated record.
AUGCCUUCAAUUAAUCACCGUCCUACUAUCUGUUUGACAUGCAAGUGGGCUGUUCUAUUUAGAGACAAUGGGGGACGUCUUUGUUCAGAGUUUCGGCGCGUGGCCAAUACUGACACCAUUUUUACAAAUGCGCUGACUGAGACGCAAUUGGGCCGCUUGGACUGA